This is a messenger RNA of Ictalurus furcatus (blue catfish), 1292 nucleotides long. It is a transcript of the gene sra1, whose product is annotated as steroid receptor RNA activator 1. Gene Ontology annotation, biological process: regulation of transcription by RNA polymerase II. Gene Ontology annotation, cellular component: nucleus. NCBI's taxonomy places the organism in Eukaryota, Metazoa, Chordata, Actinopteri, Siluriformes, Ictaluridae. Bases 82 to 774 code for a protein of 230 amino acids. The record is from RefSeq and is a predicted model, not a curated record. The transcript has 5 exons.
UGAUGUUCCGGAUGUUCACACUUCAGGGUGUUGUGUCGGCAUCCGCAUCUUGUCUUGACUUAAGUUUUGUGAUUAGCUGCUAUGAGUGACUUUUAUAUUAAACCAGGGAAUCAGGAGAGGGGAUGGAAUGACCCUCCACAGUUCUCAUACGGCUUGCAGACCAACACUGGUGGACAGAAACGGAAUCUUCUCAACAAGAGGGUUCCUCCACCUCAACUUUCAGCUCAGAGUCCCGGAGCGGGGUUACAUCCCUCUCCAGUCGAUAAUUCAACUCCUCCAAGUAAUUCAGUUCCUCCUCCUGUAACUGGACUCACUCCACCUCCUAAGAGUCACGUUUCUUCAGGUGGUAUAGAAGAUUCGCGUCAGUGUUCUCCGAAGAUCCAGCCUGACUCGACUGUACAACUGGAGAAUGAGCCAAACCUUAACAGUGUUCAAGCACCACUUCUCUGUGCGCUGACCGCAUGCCGGCAAACCGUUAAGAAACAGGUGUGUGAUGAUGUUGAGAGGCGACUGAAGAUCUUUGAAGAGAUGUGGAGAAGUGGGAAACUCUCUCUUCCGGUCAAAUGUAGGAUGAAUGGACUUUCCCAAGAGCUGAGCAAUAAGAAUUGGGACAAAGCAGACGAGAUCCACCGAGCCCUGAUUGUGGACUACGUUAACGAAGUGAGCCAGUGGAUGGUGGGUGUCAAGCGUCUCAUUGCAGAAACUCGAAACCUGAAUCCAGAGCUGCUGCCCACAGACGUGACGACUCAAAGCGAGGCCUCUGCUGGUCAAUGAGGAUGUGUUCGAGGCUUUCCUCCAUUUCUUCUGAGCCUUACUGCUUACAGGACACUACUCAUUAAACCCUUUUUUCCAGAACUGCUGUGAUUACGGGAGGGAGAUUUUGUGUUAAUGCUGCAAUACUGCAGUGCUGUUAAUAAUAUAAUAACAGUGUAUGAUAUUCUGAUCAUUUUAUUGCUCUUUAUAUCAAUGAUUAUAUAUGCAGAACGUGAACUGAAUGACGGUUAAUGACGGUGAAGGAUGUUAUGGUUUUAAUGGACUUUAUGAAUGUAGGGAUGUAUGACUACUUAUUGUGUAAGUAAAGGCAAAUCUACUGUCUAAUCAAAUUAAAUUGCAAUACCUUGAAUUAUGACAACAUUUUUUUCUAUGCAACCACAUCUUUCAAUAUAUAUUUUGUUUACUUUAAAUUCCCCCAACCUGUGCGUUGGGGUGGCACGACUGUUUCUACAGCAUUUUCCAUCCUUUAUUCAAGUUGUUGGAUAUGUAAUGUAUAAAUAAAUUACUGUAUACCGAAA